Molecule: messenger RNA, 2483 nt
Organism: Rana temporaria (common frog)
Lineage: Eukaryota; Metazoa; Chordata; Amphibia; Anura; Ranidae
Gene: NXN
Product: nucleoredoxin
Exons: 8
Coding region: 153-1427 (424 amino acids)
Molecular function (GO): thioredoxin-disulfide reductase (NADPH) activity
Source: RefSeq, a predicted model, not a curated record
CGGCUCUAUCGGCCGCAGCCAAUCGGCGGAGUGCAGCCCGGACUCCGGCGCAGCUCGUGUGGCGCACGCGGCUCGUCCCCUCCCGGCCGCCGGGGAGCGCGUCUGUGAAGCCCGAGCCUGUCCAGGAGCCAUAGCGGGGAGGGCCGAGCAGAAUGUCGGGACCGCAAGGGGAGAAGCGGGGCGGCGGCGAGUCCGGGCUGCUGCUGGAACUGCUGGGGGAUAAGCUGGUGACGGCAGAACGGGAGGAGGUGGACGUACAAUCUCUGUGUUCCCGGGUCACUCUCAUAGGGCUGCUGUUCGGUUGUGGGGUGAGCGCCCCUUGUCAGCAGCUGCUACCCGGCCUUACUGACUUCUACUGCAAGACACGGGAGCGCCUGGAGAUCGUCUUCAUCUCUUCAGACCCCGACCAGAAGAAAUGGCAGCUCUUCCUCAAGGACAUGCCCUGGCUGGCACUGCCCUACCAGGAGAAACACAAGAAGCUAAAACUAUGGAACAAGUUCAGAAUUUCCAACAUUCCCUCACUGAUCUUUAUUGAAGCAUGCACAGGGAAGAUUGUGUGCAGGAAUGGCCUCUUGUUAAUAAGAGAUGACCCAGAAGGUCUGGAAUUCCCUUGGGGGCCAAAGCCUUUCAGUGAAGUUAUUGCUGGACCUUUGCUCAGAAACAAUGGUCAGAGUCAGGACAGUAGUACGCUGGAAGGGUCUUAUGUUGGUGUUUAUUUCUCUGCACAUUGGUGUCCUCCUUGUCGAAGUCUGUCAAGAGUAUUAGUGGAAACGUAUCGGAAAAUAAAAGAGUUGGGUCAAAAAUUUGAAAUAGUCCUCGUUAGUGCUGACAGGUCAGAAGAUUCAUUUAAGCAGUAUUUCAGUGAGAUGCCCUGGUUGGCAGUUCCAUACAGUGACGAAGCACGUCGAUCACGGUUAAACCGAUUAUAUGGAAUACAAGGAAUUCCCAAUCUUAUUAUUUUGGAUCCCAAAGGAGAAGUUAUUACACGACAGGGAAGAGUUGAGGUCCUUCACGAUGUCGAAUGUAAAGAAUUUCCAUGGCACCCCAAACCUGUUGUGGAGCUUACAGAGUUAAACGCAGUGCAGCUGAACGAGGGGCCGUGCCUCGUCCUCUUUGUAGACUCUGAGGAUGAAGGUGAGUCGGAAGCAGCUAAAGAACUUGUUCGACCCAUAGCCGAGAAAAUUAUAGCACAAUAUAAAGCCAAAGAUGAGGAAGCACCACUACUGUUUUUUGUAGCCGGAGAGGAUGACAUGACGGACUCCCUUCGGGAUUUCACAAACCUCCCAGAAGCUGCCCCUCUGCUUACCAUACUGGACAUGUCUGCGAGAGCAAAGUAUGUCAUGGAUGUGGAGGAGAUCACUCCAGAGAUUGUGGAGAGUUUUGUCAAUGAUUUCCUAGCAGAGAAACUGAAACCUGAGCCAAUCUAACGAAAUGCAGUAUUAAUGCCUUGCAGAAAAGAAUUAUUAUUUAAAAAGAAAAUACACAAUGCUUGUCUCCUCUUGCCACAUGGAUUUUAAAAUAUUUUCUCGUCUGAGAACGCCUUUUCAGGGUGCCUUUUUUUGUGUCGUCGUUUUAAAGUCAAAUCCUCCAGGACUAAAAAAUAUUGCCAAAUGCCUCAUCAGAGAGCAGCACCAAGUACCAAGUCACUUUCUACCCUGGCUCCGGAUUUGAAUGUCACUUUUGUCUGAAGCAGUAUACUCUUAAUUUUUGGUAUUAGAGUCUUUGAUUCCUCAACAGUGAAAAGUGUUAACAAUUUGUAUCUUUAUAAUAUUUUUUUUACGUGUUACAUCUCAACCAUAUUUAGGUCAUACAACAUUUUUUCCUUUCCUGUUCACAUACAGUUUUAAUAUGCAACCUGUCAAUGUUUUGCCUGCUUGAGUACUUUUUAUAUAUAAAAAGCUACAUGUCCAGCAAGUAGAACAUAUCAGUAUUCAGUGCUCCCGUUUGUCACUUUCUGAAUUAGCUGUGUUAUGCACGUGAUCUGUUUUGGCUUAUUUAAUAUUAUAAUGCAGAGUAACGGCAGCCAAUCAGAAAUCAGCCGCCAGUAUGAUGACAAAACUACAGUUAGGGUGCCUAUUUCUGAGUGGUUUACAAAGGUAAUACUGUACAGCAUUUUUCCUAGUAUUAGGGUAAUAACCACAUCUUUGGCUUUGAACAUAUCUACCGUUAAAUGCUGAGUGGGUCUAAUCUUAAUAAAUUAUGUUUUACUGGCUAUUCGUACCACAAAACCGUAUAUUUAAAGCACAAACCUGAUUAUUUUCAGGAGCAAAUUAAUUUACAUACAACUAUUGCAGCUUUAUAAAAUUACUAUUCGAUCCAUGAUCUGCAAAAGACAUGUCAUGUCUACUUGGAAGAUUCAUUAAUAUCAACUCAUCAUUUUCAUACAGGUUUUGUCUUGUAGUAUUCAUGCUGCCCUCACACCUUUCCUGUGAAUGAAGUUCCUGGUGUUUUUGGUAAAAAUAAAAUUGGCAUUGUGGAUGGUG